Aspergillus sclerotioniger CBS 115572 is the source of this 3420-nucleotide messenger RNA. Its product is annotated as ssDNA endodeoxyribonuclease RAD2. Lineage: Eukaryota; Fungi; Ascomycota; Eurotiomycetes; Eurotiales; Aspergillaceae. Gene Ontology annotation, molecular function: DNA endonuclease activity; single-stranded DNA binding. The transcript has a single exon. Gene Ontology annotation, biological process: nucleotide-excision repair. Gene Ontology annotation, cellular component: nucleus. Bases 1 to 3420 code for a protein of 1139 amino acids. The record is from RefSeq and is a predicted model, not a curated record.
AUGGGUGUCCAUGGGCUCUGGACGGUCGUACAGCCUUGUGCACGACCGAUUAAGUUGGAAGCUCUCAAUAAAAAGCGUCUGGCAGUGGAUGCUUCGAUAUGGAUAUACCAAUUUCUGAAAGCCGUACGCGAUAAAGAAGGCAAUGCGCUCCGAAACUCUCAUAUUGUUGGCUUCUUCCGUCGGAUCUGCAAGCUCCUCUACUUCGGAAUCAAGCCAGUCUUUGUGUUUGAUGGUGGCGCACCAGUGCUCAAACGUCAAACUAUAGCAAACAGAAAGAAGAGACGAGAGUGCCGACGAGAUGAUGCAGUACGGACCGCGGGGAAGCUGCUGGCGGUACAGCUGCAAAGGACUGCCGAAGAAGAGGCAGCUAACCGUCGAAGGGGUAGGAUCGAGGAAGAGGUGGUCCCGGAUAAUCCUGUCUAUGUCAAUGAUGUGUUCAUGACCGAGAAUGAAAAGCUCCAAACUCGGUCAUUCAAAAAGAAGGAUGCUUACCAUCUACCUGAUAUGCAAGCCUCUCUGGAAGAGAUGGGGGCACCCAAUGAUCCCCGUAUCAUGUCUCACGAAGACUUGGAGGAAUACGCGAGACAGUUUCAUCAAGGAGAAGAUAUCAAUCUUUACGACUUCUCGAAGAUCGAUUUCGACAGCCCGUUCUUCGUUAGUCUUCCUGCAACGGACCGGUACAAUAUUCUUAAUGCAGCCCGACUUAGAAGUCGUCUGCGGAUGGGCUACUCAAAAGAGCAACUGGACACCAUGUUCCCGGAUAGAAUGGCCUUCUCGAAGUUCCAGAUAGAGCGAGUCAAGGAGCGAAAUGAUUUGACCCAACGCUUGAUGAACAUAAAUGGUAUGAAUGGUGAGGAUGCCAUGUACGAAUCCGGUCAGCGUAUUGCCGGAGAACGCGGAAGAGAGUAUGUUCUUGUCAAGGACGAUACUAUAGAAGGGGGCUGGGUUCUUGGUGUUGUGGGGAACAAGGAAGGCCACGAAGACAAACCUAUUGACGUUGAUCAGUACGGUCAGCAGAAGGUAUUUGUUGAGAAGGAAGAUCUAUCUGAUGACGAUGACGGAGGGUUUGAAGAUGUGCCUAUUGAGGGUCUGAAUCGGCUUCCUAAGCUUUCUUUCCUUCGGGAAGGUGUUCUUGAUGAGUCAAUGAGAAGCCAGAUGCGACAUAGGAUGGGUAGAGGAAGCUCCGGGGAAGUUGAUCAAGGAAGUAUCGGACUGCAGCACGCCAAUGAUGAUUCCCUCUUUGUCGAAGGUGAUCAACACGGUUUCUCAUGGAAGCAUAACCACCAUGAAAACGAUGAUCUGUUCAACGGCAGCGAGGAUGACGAAGAUGGGGCGCUUCAGCGAGCAAUAGCGAUGUCCCUGGAAAGCGGAACCCUCACCAAUGAUGAUGAUUUACCUGAGAUCUCACUCAACCGAAAUCAUGCCCCCCAACCCACGCAUGAGGCGAGCCCAAAUUUUGCCGACCAGAGUGAUGAUGAGGAAAUGGACUUUGCAGCCGCCUUGGCACAGUCCAAGAGAAUAGCAAAAGUGCCGUCGAAGGCGGCAGGUAAUCCUUUUGAUGGUCCAUUGCCCUUUGAGUCGCUCAGGUUUGGGAAGCCAUCCAAUAAAGAAAAGCAAGAGGGACAAGACGUCGGCACAGGUCCGUCUGAGAAGGAGCCUACGGACGUAACCAAGGAUAGCCAGAUACUACCGCCGUGGUUCUCGGGGCCAAUUCAGAGUGCCAAUGGCGCUGAAUUCAUUGCCGAUGAGGUCGACGAUCAUGCAGUGAAAAAGCGGGCUAAAGCCACCCCUACACCGGACCAUGUCUUUGUCAAUGAUGAAGAUGCACAUGAUGUUGAUGUUGCGGAGACGCCAUUAGACUCGAAAGAGGUUAUUGAUUUGGAAUCAACGCCGGAACGAGCGGCAGGCAAAGAUCAGUAUAUCCAAGCCUCAUACGAAGCCAGCCCCAUCAAAGAGGCUACGCCCGUCGUAGCAAAUGCGCCAGAAUCUGAGAAUACUGAAGCUUCGGCAAUUCCUAAGGAAGAUGUCAUCCAAGAGGAAAAAUACCAAGACUCCAUGAUGGGGGACACCACUUCUCACGUUGAUGCCCAAGCAGACAUGACACAAUUUGAAGCGUCUCCCUCCCCCGAGUUUGAGGACGUCGCAUUACAGCCAGAAAUCAUACCCGUGGAAGAACCGCCAGCAGCAGAUGAAGUGGAUUUGCCAGAGGAACUUUUCGACCAAGAGGGAUUUUCAGACCCCGAAGACGAGGAUCUAAUUCAACAGCUUGCGGCUGAAGGCGAAGAACAUGUUCGCUUCACAGCGAUUCUAAACUCGGCAUCUCAUGUUGAGACACCAUUUGACUACGAACAAGAGUUGAAACAACUACGUUCUCAGCAAAAGAAAGACCGCAGAGAUGCAGACGAAGUGUCCCAGGUCAUGAUCACUGAAUGCCAGCAACUGCUGACGCUAUUUGGUCUCCCAUAUGUCACAGCACCCAUGGAGGCCGAAGCACAGUGUGCAGAAUUGGUGUCACUGGGCCUUGUGGAUGGUAUCAUUACUGAUGAUAGUGACAUUUUUCUGUUCGGAGGCACACGGGUGUACAAAAACAUGUUCAACCAAAGCAAGUUCGUUGAAUGCUACCUGACUACGGACCUUGAGAAAGAAUAUUCUCUUUUCCGUACCAAGCUCAUCAGACUUGCCCACCUCUUGGGAAGCGAUUAUACGGAAGGGAUACCCGGAAUCGGACCGGUGACUGCCUUGGAGGUCCUCACUGAAUUCGCGACCCUGGAAGAAUUCCGUGACUGGUGGACCCAAGUGCAAACGAGUCUCAAUAUGGCUGAUGACACUCAUGCAGCCUUCUACAAGAAGUUUAAGAAGCACGCAGCGAAGAUCUUCUUGCCACCGUCUUUUCCGGACCCUCGGGUCGAUGUCGCAUAUCUGGAGCCUGAGGUGGAUUCGGACCCAUCCCCCUUCCAAUGGGGCGUGCCCGACUUGCACGGUCUACGUAACUACCUCAUGUCAACUAUCGGCUGGAGCCAGGAACGUACCGAUGAAGUCCUUGUACCUGUUAUUCGCGACAUGAAUCGCAGAGAGCAGGAGGGUACUCAGUCAAACAUCACCAGCUUUUUCAGUGGGCCGCUAGGAGCGGGUGCCUUUGCACCUCGUGUUCGCAGUGGAGGCCAGACAAGGAUGGAGAAGGCAUUUAGUCGACUCCGGCAGCAAGCUGGGCCUGUGGAACAGCCAGAUUCACCCGAUGUAGAGGGCAAUCCUGUCGCAGUCAGUGCUUUGGAAAAUGAAGCGCCGCUAAAAAACUCAUCGGGCAAGGAUACGGGCACGAAACGAGGGCGUCGUGGACCACGGAAUGCAAAGGAUGGAGUUGAUGGCGCCGGAGACAAUACUGCAAGCAACAAGAAAAGGCGGACCCGCCGAGGUGCGUAG